AUGAGGAAUGGUGGAGUUACACCGUUGAACAUCGACACCUCCACCUUGUUCGGCAUGGAUGAAGACGAUAGUGAGGAAGACGAUGUGAAGGACGCCAAGACAGAAGGUCCAUUGAAGAAAGGUUCAGGGAACUUGGAAGAAACUCCCAAGAAAGUGAGCACAAAGGUGGAAAAGAGCGGCCUGGGUAUUAGACCAACGAAAGGAAAAGUGGAGAAAACUGAAAAGAAGCAAAAUAUAUCAGUCAAUGCGAGGAAAGGAGCGAUCUCGAAAGUGAAAGUUGGCCUCAGUCGAGAAAAGUACGACUCCUCAACCACAAAGAGCGAAAUCUCGACCACCAAAAAGCCACCUACCACUAAAGCGCGGCCAACUGCGACUACUAGAAAAGAGUUCGUACCUGUGGGAGAUGGGAAAAUAAUCCAAGAGGCAGAAGACGUCGGCGAGAAGAAGUUGCCUUCACUCGCUCUACCCACUGAUCCAAACCGAGAACUACCACCUUCCUCUACUACCAAAUGGGUCUUACCACAUUCUUCAACUACUAACUGGCCCUUACCAUCUUCUUCAACUAUCCCAUCUAGUAGCGAAUGGACCUCCACAGACCCUGAUGUUCUCCUAGAGGAAUCUCAAGACGCUACUGCGAUUCCUGAUGUUCUCUCGGAGGAGACGCAGAAGCCUGUCGAUGACGUGCACUCGCGUGAGGUCAGUACGGCUCGAGAUGUCUCCCUGGAGGAGGUGCUUCGUCACUCAAAGGAGCCCACACAGACAACGGCUGAAGAUGAUAUUCAGCCUCACAAGAUUACUACGGACCCGGACGUCUCCUUGGAGGAAAUUCCAAGCAUGAUGAUCAGGAUGAGCCAUGGCAUUCGUCAAACUCAAGAAGAAGUCAGACGACAAUCAAACCCAGGAGACCAAAGAUUGGCAUUGAAAAGUCCUUACGAUGAUGAAGAUAUCAACGACGACAAUGCAGUCGACAUGGAUUCAGUGCUUCCCGUAGAGGACUCCGCUAAUCAUCCGUCAAGGAACACCUCCAUCGUGCUUGACUCGGCAAAGGAAGCGGCAGAUCGGGAGACUCUAGUGCUCAUCUACAGUCUUUUACUGGCCAUCUCUGUCUUCACUUUGAUGUGCAUACUGAUAUGCUUUGUGUGGUGCAGAAAAACUGGCCAUGCCACAAUCACAAAACCAAUGUAUUAG
This is a messenger RNA of Ostertagia ostertagi, 1188 nucleotides long. Lineage: Eukaryota; Metazoa; Nematoda; Chromadorea; Rhabditida; Trichostrongylidae. The record is from the annotation of a GenBank genome assembly.